AAUUGGGAAGUUCUGGAAGAUCUGAAACUUCUGGAACUUUUGAAGAUUCUGAAGUUAACUUUGGAGAAUUCUUUACGGAUGGAAUUGAUUUCUUGUCAUUAGAUCUUCUCUGUAAAAAUGAAAUUCUUACAUUAAAACGUGCCAAGAGAAGAAAUAUGGAAAGAUUACAACUUAUUUGUGAAGGAAUCGCACAAAAUUCUGUAAAUGAUUUAUCUUCAGAAAUUCUCAGAUACACAGGACUUAUUUAUGAACACACUCUUGAAAAAGAAAAAUAUACCUUUGUUGAAGAGGUUAAAAAUUCAAAAUCUGUUAUAAUAUUGGUUAAAAGACCUAAUUCUCACAUAAUUGCACAGAUUAAUGAUGCCAUCCGUGAUAGAUUAUGA
Molecule: messenger RNA, 383 nt
Organism: Funneliformis caledonium
Lineage: Eukaryota; Fungi; Glomeromycota; Glomeromycetes; Glomerales; Glomeraceae
Source: the annotation of a GenBank genome assembly